AUGCAAUACUGGCUCAUGAUUGCAUUUGUUUGCUUAUUGUUACAGGCAGAUGGAUGUUUCGCUUCUUCACUAAAGGCCCAACUCUCAGUCGCGCCCAAGGCCGAAGGUCUUAUGGAAUUUGAUUCCAUUAUACAGGUAUUUCAGACGCUAUCAAGAAAACCGACGUGUCAUCAAUCUGUAAUAUAUUCCCUUAUGGCACAAUGUGAGCUUCAGAACAGCGUAUUGAGUAUGGAUGAGCGAAUUCAGUUUUCUACUCGACUUACCAUGUGCGACUUGGAACACGCAGACAUAACGGUACCUUCUGAGUGUCUCAGAGGCUCUCAACAAAAAUGCCUAGCUACACUUGAAGAUAAUUCAGCCUGGUGGUUGGCGUUUGUGUCGUAUUACCGUGACAUGGAUCGUUUGUGUAAAUCAGCUUUUCUGGAAUACGAAAAACAAAAUGCACUGGAGUUGAACAAAAACAUCACUCGCAUACAAAAGCGAUUGCUUGAAGUGUUGCAAGAGAAGUUGACUGAACAGGAAAUUAGUCUUGAACUCAUGCAAGACACCACUGCAACAUCAGUUAAACGAUUAGAGCAAAUAAUCACAUCAUCUCAAUCGUCCGUAAUUAUGGACAUGGAACAGCAAACUGCUCAGUUGCAGAAACUACAGAAUUCCUUUGAUCUUUUAACUCAAUAUCAGUCUGAGGUUCUGGACAGUGAGGCUUUUGCGAGCAACAAGCUUGAAUUAUUAAGGGAGAACGUAAAUGGUCUAUUAUCUGCAUAUUCUUCACAAAUGAAUGCAUUAGCGAACAUCGCUAAUAGGGGACUUCAAAGUUUGGCCGACGAAGUCUCAAAACACCAGACUAAUUUGCAGGAAAGUGCCGUUCAAGACGCAAAGAUCUUUGCAAAUGAGGUAGUCCACACAUAUCGUAAUUCCAUGGCGCAAACAAAAAAUGAUUUGAUGAACUUUAUGAAAAGUCAGCAAUCUCUCACAGAAUUUUAUUUUGGAACCACUUGUCGAAUGGAGUGA
This is a messenger RNA of Schizosaccharomyces japonicus yFS275, 1011 nucleotides long. Its product is annotated as nuclear membrane protein. Gene Ontology annotation, biological process: nuclear membrane fusion involved in karyogamy; karyogamy involved in conjugation with cellular fusion. Gene Ontology annotation, cellular component: endoplasmic reticulum membrane; nuclear membrane. The transcript has 2 exons. Bases 1 to 1011 code for a protein of 336 amino acids. The record is from RefSeq and is a predicted model, not a curated record. NCBI's taxonomy places the organism in Eukaryota, Fungi, Ascomycota, Schizosaccharomycetes, Schizosaccharomycetales, Schizosaccharomycetaceae.